AUGGCUACCCGCAAACCCCGACGACCAAAUAACAACAACUACCGUCAGAGUCAACCCCAACCCUCCGACUAUGAAUCAGACUACCAGAACUACUUCUCAGAUACACAACAAUACCAGGAGCAACACGAAACUCCCAUGCCACCUCCCGUCCGCUCCAACGAGGAGCUCAACCUCUCCGUUCUCCGCCGUCACAACCCCGCCAUAACCUCGAUUCUAUCCCUAGCGCCUUACGCCGUCAUCUACCUAUUCAGCCCAAGAACACGACAAUGGGAAAAGAGUGGAGUAGAGGGCUCGCUGUUUGUUUGUCAAAUGUCGCAGGGACCUUUAGGCGAAGAGCGAUACAACGUCUUCGUGCUGAACCGGCGGGGUCUUAAUAAUUUCGACAUUCCUCUGACGGAUGGCGAUAACGUGGAAAUUACGGAGGAAUACGUGAUUCUCAAGGUUGACAACGAUUCAGGGUCGGCUGUGGAGAAUAGUAACAACGUUAAUGGGAAAGGCGCGAAGAAUGUCGACCUCCGCAUAUACGGUCUUUGGAUUUACUCCGAACCCCCUCCCAACUCUACGGCCGAGACACGCAGUAUCAAUGCUCAGGUGAUUCGGGAAUGCGCCGUUCAUGCAGGUCAGAGUUUGAAGCUGGCGCACGAACGACUAGAGGCAACCCGCCAGAAUGGAUUACACGUCGCGGCUGCGGCUACGGCUUCUACCGUUGACCCUGUGGAUGAGGUGCAAGGUAGCAUCGCUAUGGGCCGCCAGGUUUCCCUGAGGGAUCUCUUUGGGCAGCAGAGGGCCCAGGAUGAUGGGUGGAGUACCAGGGCACAUCACGUUGGUCCCCAGGAGUGGCACCAGCCUGCGAUGGGUGGUCCGCCGGUGCAGCCGGAGCGGCAACAAGAUGUUCUGGGUGAUCUAUUCAGGAGGGCCGGUUUAGCGUACCAGGGGGGUCACUAA
This is a messenger RNA of Aspergillus alliaceus, 945 nucleotides long. RefSeq names its product Dcp1 family protein. Gene Ontology annotation, molecular function: mRNA binding; enzyme activator activity. Gene Ontology annotation, cellular component: P-body. The transcript has a single exon. The record is from RefSeq and is a predicted model, not a curated record. Gene Ontology annotation, biological process: positive regulation of catalytic activity; deadenylation-dependent decapping of nuclear-transcribed mRNA; deadenylation-independent decapping of nuclear-transcribed mRNA. The coding region runs from base 1 to 945 and encodes 314 amino acids. NCBI's taxonomy places the organism in Eukaryota, Fungi, Ascomycota, Eurotiomycetes, Eurotiales, Aspergillaceae.